AUGGUGCUGCGGGUCUUCAUCCUGUUGGCACUCUUUGCAGAAGCCUCAGCAAAAUCAUGCAUUCCAAAUAAAGCAGAUGUCAUCCUUGUGUUUUGUUACCCCAAAACCAUCAUUGCUAAAAUCCCCGAGUGCCCCUAUGGAUGGGAAGUACACCAGCUGGCACUCGGGGGUGUGUGUUACAACGGGGUCCAUGAAGGGGGCUACUACCAGUUCGUCAUCCCAGACCUAUCUCCCAAGAACAAGUCCUACUGCGGCACUCAGUCAGAGUACAAGCCCCCCAUCUACCACUUCUACAGCCACAUCGUGUCCAACGACAGCACAGUGGUUGUGAAGAACCAGCCUGUCAAUUACUCCUUCUCCUGCACCUACCAUGCAACCUACCUGGUGAACCAGGCUGCUUUUGACCAGAGAGUGGCCACUGUUCAUGUCAAGAAUGGGAGCAUGGGCACAUUUGAAAGCCAGUUGUCCCUCAACUUCUACACUAACGCCAAGUUUUCCACCAAGAAAGAAGCUCCUUUCAUUCUGGAAACAUCCGAAAUCGGUUCAGACCUGUUCGCAGGAGUAGAAGCCAAAGGGCUAAGCACUCGGUUUAAAGUAGUCCUGAACAGCUGCUGGGCCACCCCCUCGGCUGACUUCAUGUACCCUUUGCAGUGGCAGCUGAUCAACAAGGGCUGCCCCACUGAUGAAACCGUCUUCGUGCAUGAAAACGGCAAAGACCACAGGGCAACUUUCCAAUUCAAUGCCUUCCGGUUCCAGAACAUCCCCAAACUCUCCAAGGUUUGGUUACACUGUGAGACAUUCAUCUGUGACAGCGAGAAGCUCUCCUGCCCAGUGAACUGCGACAAACGGAAGCGGAUGAUGCGUGAGCAGACAGGGGGUGUCCUGGUGGUGGAGCUGUCCUUGCGGAGCAGGGGACUCUCCAGCCUCUGUGACUUCUCAGGUGUUCUUUAUCACCUCGUCCUGAUGCUGGGGAUCUGUGCUGUGCUAUAGGACACACCUGGGCAGCUGCAGCAACUCUCUCCAAGGUUGCCCCAACUACAACACACAUGUUUAUCGUACUGCCAAAAAGAACAAACAGAAGACUUCAUUGCUGAGGAGCCGAGAAUAGCGCUUUGCCAAAUAUGUGUUCCCCAUGAUUUUUGUGUGUGUGUGAAUUUGGUGAUCCGUUCUCGUUAAAGCCACACUUCCUUGCACUCCUUCCUGUGGCCAUUAGACCCUGCCAGUCCCCUCCAUGAGGCUGGGGAGGAGUCAUCUCUCUACUCAAACUCGGGCAGCAUUUGAGCAUUUGAAAGCUGCUUUCAUCAUAAAAGAUCACACACACACACACACACACACACACACACACACACACCACAUGCAGCUUAGCAUCUGGAUACCAUAACCACAAAAAUCAAUGCCAAAUACAGAAUCCACAGGGGUAGCCAACUUUACCCAGCAGGCACUCUAUCGCUGAGACGGUAGAAUUCUGAAGACUAGAAUUGAGCCCCUAGGCGGGAAGUUCCAAUCUUCAAGUGUCAAUGUGGAAAUCCAAGUUAAAUACAAUAUAUUUACUCAAACUUGUGUAAUAGACAAGAAGUAGGUUCUUAAGAGCCUCUAGGACUAAUGUGUUUAUAUUUUAGGGUUUCUUAAAAAGAUAUUAACAUUAGGUAGGUAUUACAGUGCCUUAUCCUUAUAACUGAUUCUAUCUCUGUAAUGAAAAGUAAAUAGGGAAUAGAUUAUGGAAGGAGUAAACUCACAUAGUAACGCGGCAUUGCGUGUAGGAAGUGAAAGGCAGUGGGAAGGCCGCCUGAGUCCAGGUUCUCUGAGAUCUGAGGGCCCAUCCUCCCACACAGCUUGUGAUGCUCUGUGUACUCACACCUCGUUUGCUCGGGGAAGUCUUCCUGUCUGGGAUGCCUUUCAUCUUCACCAGAAACAUUCACGCCCGUGUCUGUUUCCAUCUCGUCCACUUAUGAUUGUGGGGAUGGAACCAAUAAAACCAGAAAUGCCAUGCAAACACAGCCUACGGCAUCACGGGACAGCACACUCCCAUGACGGGUCACACCUGUGAUCUAGAAUUGCCAGUGUCGGUGACUCACAGUAGCCAGCAAACUGCAUAAACCAACCCUGCCAGGGCAUCCGCUCUGCUGAGAUGGGACAGGCCCAAGAUCUACAGUUUUUCUUUGUCACAUACCUACUUCACAUUUGAAAUCACGUGUCAGUUUGUCCCUCUGUGUUUAAUGCCCUUGAGAGGUUUGAGGGCUGCAGUUUGCUGAUUGUUUUACAACUUGCAUAAAUGAACCUAGAAAUUAAACCAGUUACCAAGUCGUGUUUGUUUAGCCAUAGGCUGGGGUACUAUGCUUCUGUGCCAUCUAAACUUGGUAUCUAGCUGGCGCACCAAUCAGGGUGGAAUCUCUUCCUAAUGUAAAGUCGGAGUUCAUUGUGUUCAGAAAAUACAGAAAACCUCAUUGGUUCUGGUCAGAAACUCUUACAUAGCAGACAUAUAACCAAAUUCAUGUCUUUGGAUGUCCGACUAAAACAAUGUUUAAUUUUCUCACCAUGAUCUAUGUGAUCUUGUAUCUCUAUCUGUUGCUGUGGACUAAAUAA
Messenger RNA from Microtus ochrogaster (prairie vole), 2583 nucleotides. It is a transcript of the gene Tectb, whose product is annotated as tectorin beta. Gene Ontology annotation, molecular function: extracellular matrix structural constituent. The record is from RefSeq and is a predicted model, not a curated record. Lineage: Eukaryota; Metazoa; Chordata; Mammalia; Rodentia; Cricetidae.